AUGGAGCAGGAAACCUUUGAAGAGCAAGAAAUCACCGUUGCGGACAUUAACGCCAAUGUCCCGCAAGAGGUGCAAAACUACCUCCGCUCGUUCAACAAGGCCAUUCAAGAGAAGAGCCUCAAGGAAAUCGAAGAGCAUUACGAAUACAAAUGGCGUCGCACCACCGACCAAUACUUCAAGGACAGCCGAUGGCCCGAGCCCGUGUACAUCCAGGCCAUGUUCGAGCAGGAAGGCCAGGAGGACUCGUACUUCGUUUCGUUGUAUCCCGAGCUCUACUACCGUGAUGUCUACUACCGUUCCAGCAACACCAACAUUGAAAUCACCGUGGAGGAUCGCCAUGCCUCGUACGACCACUACAUUGAGCUCAUCAACAUGUUUGUCGAGCCGGAUGCGCCUCUCGACCUCGAGCUGCCUAACAAGUGGCUUUGGGACAUGAUUGAUGAGUUCUUGUACCAGUUCCAAGACUUUGUCAUUUUCCGAUCCCGCGUUGAUGACGCCAAGACCGAGAGCGACUAUCAGGAGAUCGCCGAGCGACCCAACGCCUGGAACGUCACCAUUGUUCUCAACGCCCUGCACUCCCUCAUUCUCAAGAGCGAAAUCAACGAACAACUCGAGGCCUACCGCAGCGGCCAAAACCCCACUGAGAUGGCUGGUGCCUUUGGCAAGAGCAGCCUCUACAAAAUGCUCGGCUGCUUCUCCCUUGUCGGCCUUGUCCGUCUGCAGUGCCACCUUGGCGAUUAUCGUCAAGCUCUGCAGAUCAUGAAGAACGUUGAUCUGGAUCGCCGUUUCAUCUUCUCUCUCGUGCCGGCCUGCAACGUAUCUCUCCACUAUCAUCUCGGAUUUUGCUAUUUGAUGUUGCGCCGUUAUCAGGAUGCCUUCCGUCUGUUCGAGUCGAUUCUGAUCCAAAUGGCCAGCCACCGUGGACCUGGUCAUUACGAUGGAGGCCGCAAACGCGACACCAUUGUCUGCCUCCUUGCUCUCGCCUACAGUCUGCUGCCCCAGCGCCUUGAGCGCUCGGUCGAGCAUCUGAUGAACGAGAAGGAGGGUGAGAACAUUCGCAAGAUUCAGUCUGGCGAGGGUGCCGAUGAAGCCAUCAACCAUCUUCUGCUCCGUGGUGCUCCUCGAUUCCUUUGCCCCUUUUUGGCGGACCCCCAACAACCUCCUGAGGAGGACGUGCUCAAGGCUGAGUCUGAGCGACAAUUGGAACUGUUCAAGCAAGAGGCAAAGCAGUUGAUCCUUUUGGGUCAAAUCCGCAGCUACCUCAAGCUCUACACGCGCAUGAAGCUCGAGAAGUUGGCCAAGUUCUUGGAACUGACGGUGCCGCAGCUGCGAUCAAUGUUGCACAGCUUCAAGCACAAGAUGAGCCAGAUUGUUCAUACUCCUGGAGGCGAGCCGCUGGCCGGCGAACGUCAGUUCACGGACAGCGUUGACUUUUAUGUUGAUGGCGAUGAGAUCUGCAUUGCCACCAUGACUGUCAAGAAGAGCUACGGCGACGAUUUCUUGACAGCUUCCCUGAAGAUGGUUACGUCUAACCGAUAAACGCUUCCUGUUGACGCUUGUCCAAGCGCAUGUUCUUUUGAACCCUUCUUUCGUUUUCAUGUGCCGUCCUUUGAUGUUGCCUUGUUUUCUGUCCUUUCCCCAUCCAGCCACCCCGAGAGGCCAUGCCUCAUUUUUUACUUUGGUUCACCUGCCCCCCUUUUUUAUGCCUUUUUCUUUUUCUUUUUUUCUUUUUUUUUUUUUUUUUCCUUCGCUUGACUUUUUCCUUGGCAUCGAUGAGUGAUAUGUUUUCUGCGGUAUGUGACUGACGGUGGCGGUCAACGGUGGCCUCGCCACGUCCACGUAUGCUGUGAUGCCAGCGUGUGCUCCUCCGCCCAACUUCCUUCUCCGCCUUUGUAUGUUUAUUGAACCCGACAACCAAAUUGGAAAGAUCAAACUG
Monosiga brevicollis MX1 is the source of this 1936-nucleotide messenger RNA. RefSeq lists its product as uncharacterized. Gene Ontology annotation, biological process: translational initiation. Gene Ontology annotation, molecular function: translation initiation factor activity. NCBI's taxonomy places the organism in Eukaryota, Choanoflagellata, Craspedida, Salpingoecidae. Gene Ontology annotation, cellular component: eukaryotic translation initiation factor 3 complex; cytoplasm. The transcript has 8 exons. Bases 1 to 1539 code for a protein of 512 amino acids. The record is from RefSeq and is a predicted model, not a curated record.